Messenger RNA from Marchantia polymorpha subsp. ruderalis, 2223 nucleotides. NCBI's taxonomy places the organism in Eukaryota, Viridiplantae, Streptophyta, Marchantiopsida, Marchantiales, Marchantiaceae. The record is from the annotation of a GenBank genome assembly.
AGUAAAACAUCCACAACUCUUCGAGCAGCCUUCCAGAUUACAGCUUGGGUUGUGAUUCGUUCUAAUUUCUCGUACAGAUUUGCUGGUCUCUACGGACUUGAUGUCUAGCUCGCUCGGCAUGUGUCAAUCAGCUCAUAGAUCGAAGAACACGAGCUACGUGAUUGCCGAGAGCAGGAAAGAGCACUUCGAUCACGGAAAGGCAAAAGAGGGAUUAUUCGAAGUCAGCUAACAAGCUUCGGGCUGUGCUCUCGUCGGCAUGAACUCGAGAUCAGAAUCACAAAAUAAGCCACUGAUUUCAAGUUCCUGUCACAUUGAUUCCUUGCACACCAUGCAUGUUUUAGCAACCUUGUAUCGUGAGGCAUAUAAAACGCGCAGAUUUCUCACGUUACUAUCCUCACUGACGACUGGACUGCGGGCUGUGAUCGUGCAUUGAUUAGCCGACCGAGAUCCACUUCACAGCACGAAGCUUGCGGGGCACAUGAAAUUAGCUCUGUCGUGCUCGUUUUGUGCACGAGAUUGCGCGUUGACGAAGCAAAGAAGGAAGAAGCGAUACAUACGGAGGGAACUAUCGGAGCCCUCUUGCUCCGAUCCUGUGAAAUCGGCCGGCGAUUGGGACGGAGAUGGCCGAAAGCCCAAGGCUGUGUGAAACCGGCCACAGCGCGGCGGACGAAGAUUCUCGGUCACAAUCUCGAGAUUUGCGGGAGGCGGAAGGUCGCGGACGAGCAGUUCGCGGGCGCCAGUCCACAGAACUCUCGACUCGCAAUCAGUCCCUUGCUCUCGCUUGCCGAAUUCCAGUCGGAGGGAGGAGUUUAGCUGGUCGGGCAGAUUUCUGAUCUCAGUGAUUCAUGGCGCACCUUCCCCAGAUGAUCACGUUUCAUCCUUUCGAGCAGCGGACCACGUCUCGAUGGUCGUGGAGCUCGAAAUUGGAUCCUCUUUCUCGCUGAGCGUCGGGUCUGGACAUGAGAGGCAGGUCCAGCGCGUCGAGGGCCUGCUUUUUAUCUCGUGAUUCUGUUCCCGUUUUUUCGUAAUGAUCUCGUAUGAGGUCGACGUCGUGUCGAUGGAUGAUGCAAAUGAUUCGGCACGAAGGUCUUGAUUAGACUACAGAUUUUCGAAGAUUCUUUCGGAAACCGAGGGUGGAACUUGUCUUGUACCAAUCUCGUGUCGGUCGGAGUCUAAAAUCACACACCAUCUCCAAAUCCCGUGCAAAUCCUGACCGUGGUGUGGAGACCUCGCUUCGCACAGUUGCUUAUUUGAACAGAUUGGCUUCGGAAAUUGCUAUUGGAGGGUCCGCAACUGUACACAGAGCAUUGUUUGUCCAGUAAGGUGGGUGGAUCGAGCUCAUCGACACUCCUUCUGCCUUCUUUCGAGGUUGAUCUGCCGUUGUGCGUUUUAUUUUUUGCCCUCUACUCGCUCGAUUAGUAGGACAACCUUGAAUCAAGCAAAUGGAGAUUCUCAGUUCUCAAUUGGCUGUGAAUUCGUGUGAGGCUCAAACGAAAUCCGGAUGCCUGUCCUCAGGCGUCACAUCGACCUCUUAGCAUUCCCCUCGUCUGUCAGAACAUUCACACAUUGGGUACACGAUUUGCUUCACUCCAGGAGCAGAACCUGAACACGUUCAGGAGUCCAGCCUUUCAAUGAUUCAAUAAAGUCGACGACCUUCAGCAGAAAUUCUCAGGUACGGCGUUUCCGAGGCCUUCAUUUUCUCUUUUUCUGGAUCAGGUAAAACUGUAGAAGAAUGUGUUUGGAAACAUUCGCUGUAUGUUUCUCAGUUUCAAUUCAAUGUACUCGGAGUCGUUUUCUACCGAAUUUUCAGUAAGGUACAUUCUUAUCAUCCCACGAGAACACGAUGUAUUCUGGAUGCAGUUCGAUUCCGAGUUCUCUGUCCUUAGAGGCCACCAUUUGUGAUCCCUCAUGGUCUGCUCUCCUUUACUCCAUGAUAAUACUGACGUAAAUUUACUGAAUUCAUAGCUCAGUGUCUCACGAAAGUUCUCACUUGCCUGUGUGUUCUCACUUUUGAGGUCUCUCUCAUGUAUAUGGGUACGUGGACAGCUUACACAUCAAGCAAGCAUUAUGUCCCGUGUUGUAUCUUACUGACGUUUAUAUCGUGUUGUAUCAGUAGACUGUCUGCAAUGUCUAAAACAAUGCUCUUAUGAUUUGUAUUCUAGUCAUGGGUGCCUCAUUGAAACUGUUGACGUACUCGUUAGUGUGUGACUCUCGUAGACUGGA